UCUGAACAAUUGUUCGGCUUACAGGAAAUUCCCCGCCUUUUCAUCUACGACAGUUCAUUUUCAUACGUAACUUUGAUCAUUUGCUUAUUGGAUACCGUUGUGAUACAUGCGAUUUAUUGAUUCCGUUUCAAUUACGUUGUAAUUUGCUUACGUAUCUAGUGAUUUUUAUAAUUUGCUGAAGUUUUAUAUCUUUUUGCAACAUUUAUUGCGAAAGAAUAAUAUUAGUGAAUUUAUUCAUUUCAUUCUCGCGAAAAAUAUCUCUAUUUUACUUCGAAUAAUCCAUCCACGAAAUGACUCUCGUGAAAACUUUUCCUACUCCGGUGAAAGCUUCUCCAGUUGGUAAAAUUCCUGCAUCUAGUCUUACCGGAAAAUCGUCGCCAAUUGCCAAGAAACCGGUUGAUGUUAAUUCGUCGUUGAAAAAGCCUACAGCUCCGGCCUCUCCGAUUAAAAUGAAAGCCACGUCGACGCUGACGAAAUCUCCGAUUCGAGCUGAAAAAUCGCCCAGCAAGGUAGAAAAAUCUUCUCCGAAAUCGACCGGUACAAAACCCAGUGUUAAUUCGACUACUAAGACGGUUUCUCCUGCGUUGAAAAGUCCUGUUGCUGAAGCUAAAUCACCGAUUCGAAGCAUCGUCGUUAAACCUACAACAACGCUGAAAACACCGGAGCAAAAACCUCUCAGUGGUGCGAAAAAAGUUACUCCUCUUCCGGUCAGCAAGACGAACGCGAAUUCUGCUCCAGCUGCUUUAAAACCAGCAGCUAAACCAAAUCCGGUGGCCAAAAAUAGUUCAUCUCCGGUCAAGUCGACAUUGUCUCCUGUUAAAUCUAUAUCAUCGCCGGUCAAAUCGGCAUCGUCUCCUGUUAGAUCGAUAUCAUCGCCGGUCAAAUCGGCAUCGUCGUCUAUUAAAUCGAUAUCGUCGCCGAUCAAAUCAACUUCGACAUCGAUUAAGUCGAUAUCAUCGCCGAUCAAAUCAGUUUCGUCGUCGUCGUCGCCUAAAUCUAUCUCAUCGCCGAUUAAAUCAGCUUCGUCGUCGCCUAAAUCGAUCUCAUCGCCGAUCAAAUCAGGAUCGCCGCUCAUUAAAUCGAUAUCAUCGCCUUUAAAACCGAAAGCUACCGGUGAAGUGAAGCCCAGCUCUCCUGAGAAAACCAAAGAUGUCAAAAUAAACCCAAUCGUGUCGAGUAUUUCGGUUAAGAAACCGACCAGUAUACUCAAAUCACCACUCAAGACGAUAUCGUCGUCUUCCAAUAAGAUCGACAGCUCUUCUAAAUUGAAACCGAGCAUAAAAAUUUCGCCCAUUUCCAAAAUGGUGAAAAAUGCUUCGAUUACGACGAAGACUGUCUCUAAACAGCCUACCAUCGCCGAAAGCAUCUCUACUGAGGUAAGUAGCGAUCUUUCUGCUGCUGUUGUUGAACCAGUAAACCUAUGCCAAUGUAUCGAUACGAUAGAAAAUUGUCAAGAGUUUACGAAUACCCCGUUGAUCACCGAGUACACGAUCGAUAGUGAUAAUAGUAAUUUCGACGUCGUUCAGGCGAUUAAAGUCGCCCAGCAACUUAUUCAAAUUCAAAGUAACGAUAGAAAUUUAGAAACGAUCAUCGAAACGUGUGAAAAUAACUCGAUGGUGAAUUGGGACGACGUUAUUACCCCCUGCGAUGAAAUCGUCACUAUGCCUAACUCGAGCAGUCAAAACGAAUCGCUACAUUUGCAACAAAAUGACGACUCCAUUUCGAGCGAUAGUUCUGAAAAAUCGAUUUCAAUCCGUGAUAGUUGCAUCGUUGAAAUCGAAGGUUCGAAUUUCGGGUCUACGUGCGAUUCGGAGAUAUCGAAUGUCGAAUCGAACGAACAAAAUGACAAAUUUAUCGUACCUUCGAACCUGGAUGAAAAUCAAAACCUAAUCGCAUUCACCGACCUCAACGACCCGUUGUCAAUUUGCGAAGAAACUUCUGAAAUUGAAUCAACAGAAGAAAAACAUUUCACCGAUGAUUUUUCAUCUACGAACGCCGACGACGAUUCGACUCAAAUCGAAUGUGACAAAAACAAACUCCCCGAAUGGACGAUAACCAUCGAUGAAUUUUCAAUCAACGUCGAUAAAAUAGAAAACGAGCCGCCUACGAUUUGCGAAAAUGUCACCGAAAAAGAAAAUCACGUCGAUGACCAAACACCUAACGAGGUUAAUCCAAGUGACGUCGAUGUUUUGAAGAAAGUUGACGUGAUAAGUUACGCCGAUAUUUUGAAGAAAACUCCCAAAGUUCUCGCCAAUUCAACCAACGUGCUGAGUUGUAGAAAAGAACCUAAAUUGAAAGUCGAUACGCGAAUCAAAAAAUACCAAAGGUUGGAAAAAGUCGACCCUGUUUAUUCUUCGGACGAAUCUAUUAAUAAUAUCGAAAACAAUUACCAAGACUACGAUUACAAUGACUUCUACGAAGACCCAGUGUAUCCUGAAAUACGCAAGAAAAAAGGUAAAAAAAUCAAACACGCUUCUAAAAGGCAUCUGAAAAAUAUUAAUCUCGAAUACGAAUGUAUUGAAAAUCACGCCGACGUGUUUGUUACUUCGGUAUGGAAGAAUAUUUAUUAACGAGUUGUUAUUGUAUCGUGCAUGUGUUUUAAAAUUAAUUGAUUUUUUAAAUUUUGUAUUUUAAAAGUUUUAAAAAUUUACAUCGAGUUGUUUUUAAUUUUGAUUUUGUAACGUUACAAAUUUUUAUAGGCAGAUACGCGAGAAGAAACGUGUAUUUUCCUCAACUUUACCCCCCCCCCCACCCCCUAGGUACCUAGAGAAGAUUUUUUUUAUUUGCUAUUUUUGUACAUUUAUUUAUGUUCGAAGAUUCGUAGUUUUAAAAGUUGUUAAUCUUAAAACUUGAUAAUAAAGUUAGUUUUUUAAA
Messenger RNA from Planococcus citri (citrus mealybug), 2874 nucleotides. Its product is annotated as mucin-2-like. The coding region runs from base 291 to 2570 and encodes 759 amino acids. NCBI's taxonomy places the organism in Eukaryota, Metazoa, Arthropoda, Insecta, Hemiptera, Pseudococcidae. The transcript has 2 exons. The record is from RefSeq and is a predicted model, not a curated record.